Punica granatum (pomegranate) is the source of this 685-nucleotide messenger RNA. The record is from RefSeq and is a predicted model, not a curated record. Lineage: Eukaryota; Viridiplantae; Streptophyta; Magnoliopsida; Myrtales; Lythraceae.
AGUUAAUAUGUUCGUUGCCCCAACAGAAACAUUAAUCAGACAACUCCCUACGCAUCUGCCUCUCUUUUUAAGGUAUAUACUUAUAUCGAAUGGGACUCCCGAAGGCAUGGAUGGUGUACCCCAGAGUCCUUCCCAAGUCAAUUACUGCGGCUGUGAUGCAGAAGAAGACCAUGAAAGACUACUUCCGGAAGUUUGAUUGCAACGGAGAUGGGAAGCUGAACCAGCGGGAGCUUGCGAUGGCCUUCCGUCAGCUUGGGGCCAUGGCCCCAGGGUUGCGGGCCCUCUUAGCCAUCCUCAAAGCGGAUGAGAAUGGCGAUGGCUACAUCUCUGAGGACGAGCUCGACAAGCUCGUCGAUUACGCCAUUGAACGGGGUUACUAUUUCAAUAUCUCCCCUUGAUUAAAUUUUGUCUUAGAAAAAAUGGAAAUCCCUUUUCUUUAUUUUUCUUUUCUUUUCCUCUUCGUUUCCUUUUUUCCUUUUGGGUCCUUUUCUUUUUCCCCAGCCCUAGCUGAUGCUGAACGCAAGCAUCUUUUCUUCAGCAGAGAAGACUAUGUGGUUAUUGUUAGUUAGUAUAUGGGAUUCCCUCGGAGGAGAAGGCUGCUGCAGUAACAAUGUAAUUUACUAUAUAUAUAAAUAUAUAUAUGUAUAUAUGUGAAUAACUUUUUGGUGUAUUCAUAUGAAGUUAA